AUGGAGUUCGUCAAAUAUCUAAUCAUUCUUUCUGCUGUCUUUGUGGCUGCCACUGCUUUCAACGUCGGACUGCUAUAUGGCAAUGAUAUUGGAGCCACAUCUUCAGCUACUAUUUCUAUUCAGUCAGCCACACUCAGUGGGAUUUCAUGGUAUAACUUGUCUUCGGUGGAAGUUGACCUUGUUAGUAGUGGCUCAUUAUAUGGUGCAUUAAUAGGCUCAGUUUUGGCUUUUAAUGUUGCUGAUUUCCUCGGAAGAAGAAGAGAGUUGAUUCUUACCUCUACAUUUUACCUCAUUGGAGCUCUUGUGACGUCCUUAGCACCUAAUUUUGCUGUUUUGGUGAUUGGGCGUUUUCUUUAUGGUAUCGGAAUUGGAUUGAGUUGUCUUUGUUUUUCUGUUGCAAUCUCACAACAAACAACAUAG
Fraxinus pennsylvanica is the source of this 420-nucleotide messenger RNA. Lineage: Eukaryota; Viridiplantae; Streptophyta; Magnoliopsida; Lamiales; Oleaceae. The record is from the annotation of a GenBank genome assembly.